AUGUUCAAAGCCCUUUUGGGCGGGGGUCGCUCGUCUUCUGAUGUCCGCAGCUCCUCAAGCUCCAAGAGCAGCAGCCUUCGCAGAACCGACUCGAAAUCUUCCACAGUAAGCCGCAAGUCCUCACGGGGUGACGACCGUGAUCGUGGCUUGGGUGAUCUGUCCAACUACCGAUCCUCCAGCAGUCGGAGUAAGCGCUAUGCUCCAAGUGUGGCAGGCGAGUCGGUAGCCUCGAGCUAUGCGACAGCAGACCAGGGCACCCCCAUCGAACCCGACCGGGUGAUGAUCGAACGCGCGCCCCGGCGUCAAGAUUCAAACGACACCACCGACCGUCGAGAUCGAUACCGAGACAACGGAGAUGGAGAAGGGAAAAGCUCCCGCAGGCGUGAGCGAGCGCGAUCGCCGAGUCGCGAGCGUGAGCGUGAUGGCGAUCGGCGUGAACGACAACGAACUCAGUCAGGCGAUAUGUAUGCAUCCCCAGUAACUACAGGCAUGCCUCCUUCUCCUGGAGACUUCGCCACCGCGAGUCCUCAUAUGUACCCUCCAGUUACUGAGGCAGUGCCAACCACUUCAAUGCCCAGCCCGCCGCAUGCAACCGCAUUCUACGAUCCUCAUGUAACACAGCAGUUUCCUGGCCAGUUCCCGGCAUACGUUGCUGAACCUUACCAACCGCCAAACCCUGCAGGAGAAGCAGCCGAUUACUACGGCGAUCAGGGGCAGUCCGUCCAAGACCAGCCUGGCGUCCGACCUAAACCUCCGUUGGUAGCCCCCAGCGACCAAGCGCAUCUGAUGACAGCAUCGCCCACCGCAAACCCGCCGCCAGAGCCAAGUAGCAUGGGCCAGGUCGGCGCUGCAGCGGCCUACUUUAUGGAUGACGCUGAGUUGGGAAUGGAACAGCCCGUUGAACCACCAUCUGCUCCUGCGCCGAAACCACCGAAGCCGUCAAGACCACCAAGACCCUCUGUACAGACGGCGGGAAUCUCAAGCCCACCUGCCGUCGCUACUGCAACGACAAUGUCAGGAGCUGAGGUUAUGGAUUCCCCAGGGCACACUAUCUCGGAAUCCCCUGGAACCUAUGUGCCGCCCACGGCAUCGAGCCCUCCGAAGCCUCCUCAUUCUCAUGGAGCGGGUGCUGCAGUUGGCGCAGCCGCCGCCGGUGCAGCGGCCGGUUAUAUGAUGAGCCACCAUCAUCAGUCCGCAAGCGUUGACCAUUCUUCUCAGUACACCAUGCAAAACUACGAAGAGGUACUCCCGGCCUACCCGGAGACUCCGGCGUUUCCCCCUCAGCAGAACAUGCCGCCUUUUGCUGCAGGACCUGCGGCAGCGGCGGCGGCGGCCGGGUACGCGGCGAGUCCGCUACAUCCCGAUCAUGCUGCAGUAUACCACGGUGCUCCUUUCCAAUCCGGAGGUUUGGCUUUUCAACAACGUCAACAAGGUCCCUUGGACAAAUUCAUCAACUUUUGGAAGGACCCAGAAGGUGUCGGCAUGUUCGAGGAUUAUACGGAAUCUAUCGGGGUCUGCAAAUACUGCUUUGAGCCAGGCACAACAUCCCAAGACGCACCUCGCAAGCACAACCACAAACCUCGCCGUCGCUCUGCUGACAGGUACAGUAAUGGAUCACGUGUUGAUAAAGCAAGCCGCUACUCCUCGUCAGAGGACGAAGGAAGGCGUCGCAACAGGUCGUCGAGGAACUCGUGGUUGCCCGGGCUACUUGGUGGAUAUGCGGUCAAAUCUAUCUUCAGUAGUAAGGAGUUCGACGAGUCUUACAGCAUUCGAACGGGUGAGGUGGCGAGCUCUCGGCAUUCAAUCCACGAAAGUGAAGGCGCCUCCACAGCCGGUCGACGAAGCCAGACCUCACGCGGAGUCUACAGACGGUCCCUUCGAAGCCGAUCGCGGGAACAUACCGACCACAGCUCCUAUCAUUCGGACUCGAAACUCAGCAGAUAUGAAGGAUCUCGACUUCGUUCUCGGUCUCGCUCCCGCUCUUCAUCUAGAAGUCAGCGACAUGCUGCCCUGAGGAAUGCGGCUCUGGGCGUGGCAGUUGGAACAGCGGCUGUGUCAGAAUACGAAUCCCGUCACAGAAGCAGGAGCCGCAGUACAUCUUCGAGGGGAAGGAAACCUAGAAAGACAUCUUCUUCUGAUGAAUCUUUUGUGGAUAUUUCAAGACCCGCUCGCAAGACUGUCGGUAGUGGCUUCAGUUCGUUUUUCACUGCAUCGUCAGAGAACCGCCGCAAGCGUCGGACAAAGAGGCGCAAGAGCAUCUUCUCUUUCAGCAAUAACAAUUCUUCGUCAUCAUCACUCGAUGCAGAUCUGGCCUUUGGGUCUGGAUACACGAAGCGCCAGUCAGGCAAGCCUAACAGGCGAAGCAAGAAGAAAGCGGAUACAGAUGUGGAUGCUGCCUUACUGGGUCUAGGCGCAGCCGCCACUGCACUGGCCGCCUCAUCCCAUCGCAAGAAUCGGCGCACUGGGGAGAUACUUGUCGGCAAAGAGUCCCGAUCCGGUCGGUCUGAUUACGAGUCGUCUGCUGCUAACGAUGAGGGCUGGGAAGAUCUUGACUCGGGUGACCAGUCCUCCUCAAGUGUUACUUCCGGCCUCGCGUUCGGCGAAAGUGGUCAUUUCCCCAGCACUGACUCUCACUCUUCUGAUUCCGGAACAUCGAGAUGGCCUUGGAAUUGGGGAAGCAAGAAGUCCAAGAAGAAGCAGAAGAAGAGAAGGUCUCGCUCCUCGGAGAACCGCUUCCCCACAGAGGCUGCGGUCGCAGCUGGUCUCGGAACGGCCGCAUUAGCAUCUGCAUACCACCGGGACUCCAAGGUAUCCAGUCACGAUGCUGCAAGUAGUACUGGAAGUCUUCAACACGUGGUUCCUGUCCCCACCAGUGACCCUUCACAUUUCGACACCAUCAAGGCCUCAUCUCAACCUCCUUCCCAGCCGACAUUGGUCAGGCCAGGACCUAUUCCCCUGCAGCAGCCACAGCCAGUGACUCCGGUUUCGCAGGCAGUAUACACUUCUCAAGGCGAAUCCAUCCCCUCCUAUAGCGUACCUGAUGUACACCCAACUCCUGCAAGCGCUUUCAUGCCUUACGAAACCCCAUCAAGAAGCGACAGAUGGAACCAGAGGACCGCAGACUAUACCGAGCGAAGUGAUAUCGCGAGAUUCAAUCGGGCCCACCGGCGUAGUGAUUCCUCCCCGGUCUUCCACGCAGAGCCCCUCGAGAAAAUGUCGUCGUCGAGCUUUAGACGUCGCUCGACGCUGAAAGACCAGGCCACAGUCCAAUUUGACUUAACCGAAGAACAGGCUAACAAGGAGCGGCGUACCAAUCGCCUGGAAAGUCUGCGACGGGAGGGGGAUGCCGGCGGAGGAGUGCAACUUGUCGACAGAGAGCAAGAGAUGGCGCUUCGGGAUGCUGAACGUCAGGCAAGCCAACAGAGAGAACGUGAAUAUGAAACGUCAAGAAUCGAGGAAGAAAACUCACGCAGAGAGAGAGAAUCCUCGUCCUUGAUGGGUGCCGCUGCUGUAGGAGCGAUAGGUGGUUUUGCUGCUUCCACGAUGAUUCCUAGAAGCAGUUCGAACGAUGAUUUCUCUGAGACCGCCAGCCAACGUCGGCACGAGGAGCGUCGUGAAAAGCGCCGAGCAGAGAGGCGCCGCGUUUCCGAAUCAGAGUCUAUCGCAUCAAGUCUACCAAUGUCGGAGAGUGGACGAACCAUGGCAGAGGAGCGCUCUCAGAUAGACCGCCUGCCGGAGGAUGUGAGGCCUCGGCAUUCUCGCCCACCUCGCACAAAGCCCGUCUACGAGGACUAUGCCCAAUUCUUUGCUCCUGAGGAGCUACGCUACAGCCCUGAUACCUACACACGCCGGGAGCCCACUUCGAUGCCAACUAUUAUCGAAGUAGAGCCUACGAACGAAUCUGCUAUUGUAACGGAGGAACCGCACCCUGACUACAAUGGUUUGCCGUGGCCUGUGCCGGGUCUGACGCUUACUGAGCCAACCCCUCCCCAUAGCCAGGUGGGCUCCGCCAGGGCGACACCAAUUGUAUUGGUCCCUGAACGGCACGAAGAAGAGAACAGGUUUGAACGACAAACAACCGGCUCACGGGUAUCAUGGGGCAAGCAUGAGACGCAUGAGUACGAAGUGCCCUCAACAUCCUCCGAGCAUGAAUCUGUCGACCAAGAUACUAGAGUUCUUGAGCACAUUGAGGAGGUUGAGCCUAUUACCGCAGACACUGCACGGGACAUGCCGCCAAGCUCCUCUUCCCAAUCUACAACUAAGGAGGCCCCAACCAUGGUAGGAGCAGAUAUCGAGUUUGCAGCUGCACUUGCUGCUGCAACUGCAGCUGCUGGCUUUGACCCUUCGCUUGUAACGGAUGAUCCCACAUUCCAUACUAGGCGCUCUCCUCCUACCUCGGAGCCGAAGGUGCAGUUUGUGUCACCCUGGGAAGAAGCGUCCGUGUCACGUUCCGUGCCCCAUGGAUUUGUGGAAGGCGAAGUCGAGACGCCGGACGAUGACGAGAACAUCCAAAUGGCACCGGAGUACCGCAUCGAGGAUGGGCCCCUCUUUUCGGAGCCUAAAUCUCGUACUGGUGAAGAGCUCGCAAACGAGCCCCGGCAAUCCAUUGCCCAAGAAGUUAUCGAGCACCUCAGUCGCAGAAAAGAGCACAAUGCCAGCGAUAGCCCUGCCAUUCAGCCAAGCCGGGAGCCCGCCAAUAAGAGCGUUUCUGAAAUUCCCAAGGAGGUCCUUUCCAUGCCCGGUGGCUUCGAGCCUGAAGAGUCACUAGAAAGGCAGGAAAAACCGAGCGAUCCAACCUCCACGCAAGAGCGCGACUCUCCUUACUUCGUGUCAGCGCCUGGAACCAAAGAGGAUGGCCCAUCGACAUUGCGAGACACUGCAGAGCAGAGCAGCGGUGACAUCGAGCCAAUCGACGAUGACAUCGAUCCAUCCACAGUCGGGGCUGAUGAGGGCGAAGGGAAGAAGAAGAGACGGAAGAGGCGUUCCAAGCGCAGUAGUAGUGAUAACUUUGAAGACGCGGUUUCCAUCACCUCUUCGCCCGCCAGGCUGGAAGAAAAGACGAAGGACACCAAACCCGGCAGUUUCUUGAGCAAUCUUUUUGGGUCAAGAGUUUCAGUACCGGUAGAAGACAAGGGAAAAUCCUCUGCUGAUAAACUUUUCUCUCGUGAAGUCCAAUCGGAGAUCGGGUCUGGACGUAGAGAGAGAUCUUCACGGCGUCGCAGCUCCAGUCGAGGAGACGGGCUGGAUGACGAGUCCCGCAAGCAGCAUGACGAGGAGAAUAUUAACGUUGAACAUUAUAAGUCUAGCAGGCAACGAAGGGAAGAGAGACGUCGACAAAGAUACGAAGACAUGAUGGAAUCUGGUAAAUCGUCGGAGUUUGAGAAGGUAUAG
This is a messenger RNA of Aspergillus vadensis CBS 113365, 5391 nucleotides long. RefSeq names its product involucrin repeat protein (gene lah). Lineage: Eukaryota; Fungi; Ascomycota; Eurotiomycetes; Eurotiales; Aspergillaceae. The coding region runs from base 1 to 5391 and encodes 1796 amino acids. The record is from RefSeq and is a predicted model, not a curated record. The transcript has a single exon.